GUGUAGCACCAACGACCCCGUAGUCCUCUAAACCUCCGUCUCUUUUUCUCUAUAAAUACCCUUCCAAUAUCACUCUCUUUCUUUCUCUCCUUCUCUAUAUUGUAUUAUUUUCCAUUUUUUAUUCCUUACCUCUCUCUCUCUCUCUCUCUCUCUCUAUUCUCUAUCUCUAUUCUCUAUCUCUCUCUCUCUCUACUAUGUCGCCGGUAAACAAUGACGUGCCGGUAACCGGCAAGGGUUUGAUCGUCAGCUUCGGUGAGAUGCUGAUCGAUUUCGUCCCCACCGUCUCCGGCGUCUCUCUAGCCGAAGCCCCUGGCUUCCUCAAGGCCCCCGGUGGUGCUCCGGCAAACGUCGCGAUCGCCGUUUCCAGGCUCGGCGGCAAAGCCGCCUUCGUCGGAAAACUCGGUGACGAUGAGUUCGGUCACAUGCUCGCCGGGAUCUUGAAGGAGAACGGUGUCUCCGCCGAAGGGAUCAACUUCGACCAAGGCGCACGCACGGCCUUGGCUUUCGUCACCUUACGUGCCGACGGUGAGCGCGAGUUCAUGUUUUACCGGAACCCUAGCGCCGAUAUGCUACUCAGACCUGAAGAGCUUAAUCUCGAGCUCAUCAGAUCCGCCAAUGUGUUCCACUAUGGGUCCAUAAGCUUGAUCGUGGAGCCAUGCAGAUCGGCACACUUGAAGGCAAUUGAGGUGGCUAAAGAUGCCGGAGCCCUCCUUUCCUACGACCCGAACUUGCGGCUACCGCUGUGGCCCUCACCGGAGGAAGCUCGUGAGCAGAUCCUGAGCAUAUGGGAUAAGGCAGAGGUGAUCAAGGUUAGCGAUGUGGAACUCGAGUUCUUAACAGGUAGUGACAAAAUCGACGAUGCCUCGGCAUUGUCAUUGUGGCAUGACAAUUUGAAGCUUCUGCUUGUCACUCUCGGUGAAAAAGGUUGCAGAUAUUACACCAAGCAUUUCCAUGGGGAAGUGAAGGCUUUCCAUGUGAACACGGUGGAUACAACUGGUGCUGGUGAUUCUUUUGUGGGUGCUUUACUUGGCAAGAUUGUUGAUGACCGAUCCAUACUUGAAGAUGAGGCAAGGUUGAGACAAGUACUGAAAUUUGCAAAUGCAUGUGGAGCCAUUACAACCACCAAGAAGGGAGCAAUCCCUGCUCUUCCCAAUGAACCUGAGGUGCUUGCCUUAAUCAAAGGGGCUUAGAUGAUUGGGAUUUUUCUUUUUCUUAAUUUUUUUUUGCCCAUUCAAGUAAACGAGGGUUUUCCUGCUUCAAUUUUCCCUUUUUUUUUUUUUUGGUUUCUUUUUGUUGGCUUUUCUUUCUCACUUUUCUCAUGGCUGUAAUGAUGAAAGACACGUGCUUUUCAGGCUUUUGCUGAAUAAAUUCUGUUUCUCAA
This is a messenger RNA of Ziziphus jujuba (common jujube), 1381 nucleotides long. Its product is annotated as probable fructokinase-4. The record is from RefSeq and is a predicted model, not a curated record. Gene Ontology annotation, molecular function: fructokinase activity. NCBI's taxonomy places the organism in Eukaryota, Viridiplantae, Streptophyta, Magnoliopsida, Rosales, Rhamnaceae. The coding region runs from base 195 to 1190 and encodes 331 amino acids. Gene Ontology annotation, biological process: fructose metabolic process. The transcript has 4 exons. Gene Ontology annotation, cellular component: cytosol.